Molecule: messenger RNA, 1665 nt
Organism: Amblyraja radiata (thorny skate)
Lineage: Eukaryota; Metazoa; Chordata; Chondrichthyes; Rajiformes; Rajidae
Gene: hyi
Product: hydroxypyruvate isomerase
Exons: 9
Coding region: 92-907 (271 amino acids)
Biological process (GO): glyoxylate metabolic process
Molecular function (GO): hydroxypyruvate isomerase activity
Source: RefSeq, a predicted model, not a curated record
CGACAUAGGCCACUGAGUGGUGCUGUGGAGCAUCGGAUUUUGCUGGGUUAAUUUGAGCUGGAAGUUUAAGGCAUCUUUGGUUUAAGUACUAAUGCCGUGUCCCCACAAUUUUGCUGCCAAUGUCUCCUGGCUUUUCCCGGAGGUGGAUUCGCUGCCGCAGCGGGUGGAUGCCGCUGCCUGCGCGGGGUUCCAGGCAGUGGAGGUCGCCUGGCCCUACGAUACUGAAGCCACAGAGCUAAACAAAGUGUUGGAGAAAUAUGGAAUGGAGCUUGUCUUGAUUAAUACCCCGCCAGGAAAUAAAGAAAGAGGAGAACUUGGGCUUGGAGCAGAUCCGAAGCAGCGGGCCGAAUUCCGCAGAGGGCUGGACCAAGCGGUGCAGUAUGCCAAGGCUGUGCACUGCAAGCGGAUCCAUUUGAUGGCAGGACGUGUUCCAACGGGCCUGUGCAGAACAACGGUUGCCAUGGAGAUGGAGGCCACGUUUGUUGAAAAUCUUAAAUAUGCAGCAGAUGUCCUCUCAAAGGAGGGAAUCAUGGGGUUGAUCGAACCCAUUAACACGAGGAUCACGGAUCCCUGCUACUUCCUGAACACCCCGCACCAAGCUGUGAAGAUCUUGCAGCAGGUGGACCGGCCCAACCUGAAGCUGCAGCUGGACCUGUUUCACUGGCAGAUUAUGGAUGGGAAUCUCACUCAGAACAUCACCAACUACUUCCCUCUCAUAGGACACGUCCAAGUCGCACAGGUCCCCAACCGGAAUGAACCAGACAGUCCUGGAGAGAUCAACUACAGCUACAUAUUCAAACUGCUGGAAACUUUAGGAUAUCAAGGGUAUAUCGGCUGCGAAUAUACUCCCAAAGGCAACACAAUAGAUGGUCUUGGCUGGCUGAGGACCCAAUGGACAGAACAUUGACUGGUCCUGCUGAAUGUUGCCAAUGAGGGUGAAGAAUAGAUGGCUAAGCAACCAGCAAAUAACCGUCUAAUUUCUGCACAAUCAGUUUCUAAUUCAGUCCGACAAUGCAGCUAGCUGACAAGAACAAAUUUCUUUGAGCAAAUGUUCGUCAAAUAAUCCAGAGAACUGGAAAAUGAGCUGGAAAAUACCAAAUUGCAGCUUGGCUCACCAGCCUUGGGUGGUGUGGGACCCGCCUCACCUGGUAAAGCUCCACAAGAAGAUGUCGUGAUCCCGACAGAUAAUCGAAUGAAACUCGGCGAUGUUCAUUUGAUUCGGUGACGCUCGUCGGUUAUCAUUGUAUCCAUUCCUGAAAAGAUAGUGCAGAACAAGUCCAUCGCUCUGUUAGUCAUCGUAACUGGAUGAUUCGAAAUAUGUAAUCAGCUUUUCCAUAAAAAAAAAGAAUUAAUCUUCUCAGCUUCAGCAGCUUUUUCUGAUUGUUUUCUGACGCUGUAAUGAACACGGAAUCUUCUAAUUCAUCAUAAAGUAAAACAAAUGUUUUGGUUUUAUUUCCAAUUUCCAGCAGUUGUAGAUUUUGGUUUUAAAAUCUAAUCCCUCAUUUUAACUAAGUAGAGUUAAUUAUUAAACCCAUAUGAUGUAUCAUCGACUCGCAUUCAAAUAAUCUGCUUUAUUCUGCAUGAAUGGUAGCUCAACAGUUUAAACGCCUUGGAUCGAGUCCCUACCCCAGUUUAAUAAAAAUCAAAUUUCAGUUCUGCAGUUCA